AUGGUGCUUUGUCUUCCCUGGAGGCACAGAUCUCGUGAAAUUCCCUUUAUGAGAAGUUACACUGCAGGCAUGAACCAAACCUCAGUCUCUGUGUCAGAGUUUAUCCUUCAUUGUACAGUUGACUCCAAGAGCAAAAGUUACACCAUUGCUAUCCUCACUGUGGUCUACUUGGUGACGCUGUUUGGGAACUGCCUGGUGCUUCGGGUCAUAGCAAUGAAUCCUCAGUUACAAAACUCCAUGUUUGCUGGCAUUGCAGCUUUAGCGAUAAUUGACGUGGUUGGCAGCACAAAUAUUAUUCCCAGACUAAUUUCCAUUCUUUCAGGCUGGGUGGCCAUUCCCUAUGGAGCUUGCUUGCUUCAGCUGCUCUUAUCAUUAUAUUUAGGGGGAGCAGAAUCCUUUCUCUUGGCUUUCAUGGCCUGUGACCGCUAUGUAGCGGUUCUUCACCCACUGCGCUAUUCAACACUGGUUACAAAAAGAGUCAUCUGGGCUGCUGCCUGUAAUGAAAACCCUAAAUACUUUGACAUUAUGACAGUCACUUCUUUUGUGUUUGGGAUUUGUCCAUUUGUAUUUGUUUUACUUUCCUAUGCAAGGAUUGCUUACGCUGCUCUGAAGAUCUCAUCUCUUGAAGGAAAAAAGAAGACUCUGAACACGGUGGCCACCCAUCUGCUGGUGGUGGCACUGUUCAAUGUUCCACUUUUAAUAGCUUAUAUGUUAACAGGAGCAGGAGUGAAGCUGUCCGUUGAAGCAAACAAUGCUAUGAUCAUUGUAGCAGUUACUGUGCCGCCGAUGUUCAACCCCAUAAUAUACAGCUUCAGAAACAAAGAGAUAAGAAGCAGCAUCCAGAAACUUUUUAAAAGGGCAUAA
Messenger RNA from Polypterus senegalus (gray bichir), 864 nucleotides. Its product is annotated as olfactory receptor 2F1-like. Gene Ontology annotation, biological process: G protein-coupled receptor signaling pathway. Gene Ontology annotation, molecular function: olfactory receptor activity; G protein-coupled receptor activity. The transcript is spliced from 3 exons. Gene Ontology annotation, cellular component: membrane. Bases 1 to 864 code for a protein of 287 amino acids. The record is from RefSeq and is a predicted model, not a curated record. Lineage: Eukaryota; Metazoa; Chordata; Cladistia; Polypteriformes; Polypteridae.